UUUCUUUUUCGUUUCUCGGAGUAUAUAAUGGUUGGAAUCUCUCACGAGGAAUAUCAGUAACUAAGUGGAAUUCAACCGGCGUAGAGACAGAAAGAUUCUUCGCAGAAGAUUUAGAAAAAGUCACGGAAGAGGAAAGAGAAUGAAGUUAUCGUUUUUGGCAUUAACGCUAUUCUCUCUCGCUCGCGGGGAUAUUUGGCCACAUCAGGAAAUAGAGGAUGUUACUGAAACUGUACAAAAUAUUUUACCCAAGCGUAUCGUGGAAACUUCGUCGAUUCGAUCGAAUUUUCCGAUUUUGUCGACGUCGAUACUUCCACCUUUAAAAAAAGAUCCUAUUCCCUGGACAGAUUUUUUAAGGAGCAACGAAGGACCUUCGAAAAAAUCUUCGUCGAUCGUAAUUCACCCUACGGAAACAACUCUCUCUGGUCAAAACGGAAUGAUCGAGCCGAUCGUUCUAAAUGCGAUUCCACAAGUCGGGACAACUUUUGCUUCGCCUUCUGGGAUAGUUUCUCUAGAGACAAGGACAACCGAGUACGAAUCGCUAAUCAGUCCAGUAACGAUAACGGGAGCUACCGAUGGAAAUGCAAAUAUCGUUGCGAUCGAAAGCAACGAUGAAAUUGCAUCAGACGAUACAUCGAAGAAACUAUUCCUAUGCGGAUCUCUCCGCAACGAGUUGAUCGUGAGCAGACCUGGAAGUGGCUCGGUGUUUAUCAAAGGUGCUUCGAGAGUUGCCAUAAUCGAUGACGCUCAAAAUUCCGUGAUCGUCUGUCCGCCGAGUACGAAUUUGAGCCCACCGCUGGAUCCGGAAGAAAGACCAGAAACGCAGGGAAUGGAUUUCGAUUGGAAAUCAUCAACCCUACGGCCAGGCGUUCUUUUUUCCGAAUCAUCUAAAAAUCGUGGGCCUAUCGAUCGACCCUCGACGAUCGUAUUAAAAGAUUAUCUAGUACCACCGUAUACCUAUUGGGAAAGAUAAAGAACUUGCAAACAUGUUUUGCAAGUUUCUAUUAGGAAAAAUAAUUCAAUCGAUCAAACGUUAAUAGACUCCUUAUCGUUUGCUAUCGUACGGCAAUAAAACCAACUCGUUAUUCCAUCAAUCGUUGAUUAAUAAUUUGUACGUCGACCUUUCCAUAAAGGAUUCGAUCGAACAUAAACGUUAAUCAACCAAUAAAAUGUAACUACUGACGUUCCAUCGGAUAAACGAUAUACCAAACGAGAAAUGGAAAGCAGCAAACAAGGACAACGAGAUCUAAAAUCCUAUUCAUUAGCAUCGUUGACCGUUACAGGGUUGAUAUCCAGCACUAAUUAUUAUCGAGAGUAUUGUUGGCUGCUACAUUUAGUGAUCGUACAGUUUCAUUAAGGAUCAAGAUUUUCGAUCGUAUUUCAUUUAGUUUAUCGACGUAGUUUUUCUUUUGUUUUCGACUCUACAACUUAAAUCAGGUUAAAAGCAGCAGAAACAAGGCUUGACAAUUAAGCUUGGAACUCAAUUAUCAGUGUUUCUCUUUCUCUUUCUCUUUCUCUUUCUCUUUCUCUUUCUCUUUCUCUUUCUCUUUCUCUCUCCCCUUCUCCUUCGAAGUAAACGGACUGUAUCGAGUUGGCUCACUCUUAGGACUCGUAUUUGCCGCGCAGUUUCACGAAUAUUUAUUCGUUUCAUGGUUGAGCUUCUUCCAACGAUUUUAAACGUGGUCUACCAUCGAGCCAAAACACUUUUGAACUUUGUUUCAAAGCGACGUAGAACCGAGGAGAGUAUCGAUGAGUUUUAUAUAAAAGGUGGUAAUGAAAUUAAUUUAAUACCAGAAUAUACACACCGAAAUUAUUUUUAUUCGUCGAGAAAUUACAAUACGAAUACUUAAACUGUAAGUAAAUUACAAGUUUGUAAUUAUUUUAAUAAUGUGUAAAAAGAAAAAA
This is a messenger RNA of Vespula vulgaris, 1902 nucleotides long. RefSeq lists its product as uncharacterized. The record is from RefSeq and is a predicted model, not a curated record. Lineage: Eukaryota; Metazoa; Arthropoda; Insecta; Hymenoptera; Vespidae. The coding region runs from base 140 to 970 and encodes 276 amino acids. The transcript has 4 exons.